This is a messenger RNA of Pelmatolapia mariae (spotted tilapia), 5782 nucleotides long. RefSeq names its product NLR family CARD domain-containing protein 3-like. Gene Ontology annotation, molecular function: protein binding. Gene Ontology annotation, biological process: intracellular signal transduction. NCBI's taxonomy places the organism in Eukaryota, Metazoa, Chordata, Actinopteri, Cichliformes, Cichlidae. The transcript has 17 exons. Bases 82 to 4287 code for a protein of 1401 amino acids. The record is from RefSeq and is a predicted model, not a curated record.
AUUUACUUUCAUUUUAUGGCUUUGUGAACCUGCAGAUGAUUGUCUCCGUGUAGAGGUUUCUGUGCUUCAGCUGACUCUGUGAUGGCGCUGUGUGAGAACAAAGUGGAGCUUCCUCCUCCCUCUAAAGCCACUCUGUGUGGAGACGAGAUCACCAAAGCUCAGAGCCCAGAGAAGCAGCACAGACCCCACACUGCCCACCGUGAACCUGAACCCAGCUGUAUGUCCGUGAUGAGCGACCAGUCCAAUGAGCGAUAUAUUGAUUUCAAACAAGGAGCACAGGAAACAAAGAUACGUCAGAGAAAACAAUCUCCUAAACCUGAACCCGUCUGUGUGUCCACGAUGAGCAGCAGCUCAAAUGAGCGAUAUAUUGAUUUCAAACAAGCACCAGUGGAGACGAGGGGUUAUCAGAUUCCAGAUACUUCUAAACCCGGACCGAGCUGUGUGUCCAUGAUGACCGACCAGUCGAAUGAGCGACAUAUUGAUUUCAAACAAGGAGCACAGGGCACAAAGAUACGUCAGAGAAAAAAAUCUCCUAAACCUGAACCCGUCUGUGUGUCCACGAUGAGCAGCAGCUCAAAUGAGCGAUAUAUUGAUUUCAGCCGAGAUACAGAGAAGAGUCAGAACCUGCCUGCUAAUGAAGGCUGGUUAUCCUUCAUGAAGAACUGGAUCAUGGAGGUUAUCAUGAAUUUCUUACAAAGAUUAUUUGGGAAACAGUUACAACAGAUACCAUCAUCUACUGAACCUUAUUCAUCAGCACCCACAACGUGCGAUGAAUCUGUUCUUCAUAACUCCAUCAAUGAACUCGACUCUUUUAACGAGACGUUACAACAGAUACCAGCAUCUACUGAACCUGAACCUCAGCUUCAGCCCAGCUUUGCACCCACAUUGUGCAAUGAAUCUGUUCUUCAUUACUCCAGCGAUGAACUCGACUUUAUGCUGCUGGAGGACAAAAUUAUCACUUUUGUGAAAAAUGAGCUGAAGAAGAUCCAGAAGAUUUUGUGUCCAGAUAACUCAGAGAGUCAAAUGGAGGAAGAGAUGCUGCUGGGGGGUGAGGGUGAAGAACAGAGGAACAGAGAGGCAUUGGUGAAGCUCACCCUGCAUUUCCUAAGAACAAUGAAAAAGGACGAGUGGGCUGACUGUCUGCAGAACAAACUUUUUGCUCCACAAUGUCAACGUAAACUUAAAAGUAACCUGAAAAAGAAGUUCCAGUGUGUGUUUGAGGGGAUCGCUAAAGCAGGAAACCCAACGCUACUGAAUCAGAUCUACACUGAGCUCUACAUCACAGAGGGAGGGACUGCAGAGGUCAAUAAUGAACAUGAGGUCAGCCAGCUUGAAACAGCAUCCAGGACACCAGAAAGACCAGAAACAACAAUCAGACGAGAAGACAUCUUUAAAAGGUCACCUGGAAGAGAUGAACCAAUCAGAACAGUGCUGACAAAAGGAGUGGCUGGCAUUGGGAAAACAGUCUUAAUUCAAAAGUUUACGCUAGACUGGGCUGAAGAAAAAGCUAACCAGGACAUCCAUUUCACAUUUCCAUUUACAUUCAGAGAGCUGAAUGUGCUGAAAGAGACAAAGUUCAGCUUGGUGGAACUUGUUCAUCACUUCUUUACUGAAACCAAAAAAGCAGGAAUCUGCAGGUUUGAAGACUUCCAGGUCGUGUUCAUCUUGGAUGGUCUGGAUGAGUGUCGACUUCCUUUGGACUUUCACAAUACUGAGAUCCUAACUGAAGUUACACUGUCGACCUCAGUGGAUGUGCUGCUAACAAAUCUCAUCAGGGGGAAACUGCUUCCCUCCGCUCGUGUCUGGAUAACCACACGACCUGCAGCAGCCAGUCAGAUUCCUCCUCAGUUUGUUGACAUGGUGACAGAAGUCAGAGGGUUCACUGACCCACAGAAGGAAGAGUACUUCAGGAAGCGAUUCAGAGAUGAGGAGCAGGCCACGGGGAUCAUCACCCACAUCAAGAAAUCGCGAAGCCUCCAUAUCAUGUGCCACAUCCCAGUCUUCUGCUGGAUCACUGCUACAGUUCUGGAGGAUAUGUUGAAGCCUAGAGAGGGAGCAGAGUUGCCCAAGACUCUGACUGAGAUGUACAUCCAUUUCCUGGUGGUUCAAUCCAAAGUGAAGAAAGUCAAGUAUGAUCAUGGUGUUGAGACAGAUCCACACUGGAAUUCAGAAAGCAGGAAGAUGAUUGAAUCACUGGGAAAACUGGCUUUUGACCAGCUAGAGAAAGGAAAACUGAUCUUUUAUGAAUCAGACCUGACAGACUGUGGCAUCGAUAUCAGAGCAGCCUCAGUGUACUCAGGAGUGUUCACACAGAUCUUUAAAGAGGAAAGAGGGCUAUAUCAGAACCCAGUGUUCUGCUUCAUCCAUCUGAGCGUUCAAGAGUUUCUGGCUGCUCUUCAUUUCCAUCUGACCUUCAUCAACUCUGGAGUCAGUGUGCUACCAGUGGAACAAACAGCAUCUCAGACAUCUGAAACACCUAAAAAUAAGAUUGUAAAGACAGACUUCUACCAACGUGCUGUGGACAAAGCUUUACAGAGUCCAAAUGGACAUCUGGACUUGUACCUCCGCUUCCUCCUGGGUCUUUCAUUGCAGACAAAUCAGGAUCUUUUAAAAGGCCUGCAGACACAGACAGAAAGCAGUUCAGAAACCAAUAAGGAAACAGUCCAGUACAUUAAGAAGAAAAUUGGUGAGAAUCUGUCUGCAGAGAAAAGCAUCAAUCUGUUCCACUGUCUGAAUGAACUGAACGAUCGUUCUCUAGUGGAGGAGAUCCAACAGUCCCUGAGUUCAGGAAGCCUCUCUAUAGAUAAACUGUCUCCUGCUCAGUGGUCAGCUCUGGUCUUCAUCUUACUGUCAUCAGAAAAUGGUCUGGAUGUGUUUGACCUGAAGAAAUACUCUGCUUCAGAGGAGGCUCUUCUGAGGCUGCUGCCAGUGGUCAAAGCCUCAAGAAAAGCCGUACUGACUGACUGUAACCUCUCAAAGACAAGCUGUGAAGCUCUGACUUCAGUUCUCAGUAACCCAGUCUCUAGUCUACUUGAGCUAGACCUGAGUAACAACACCCUGCAGGAUUCUGGGGUGAAAGCACUUUUUGUUAAACUGGGGAGCCCAGACUGUAAACUGGAAACUCUAAGGCUGUCAGGCUGUCAGAUCACAGAGGAUGGCUGUAGGUCUCUUGUCUCAGCACUUAACUCCAAACAUACCCACUUGAAAGAACUGGACUUGAGCUACAAUAAUCCAGGGGACUCAGGAGUGCAACUGUUGUCAGAUGAACUACAGCGUUCAUUACAAAAACUAGAAAUUCUGAGACUGAGUGUCUGUAACCUGUCAGAGAAAAGCUGUGAAGCUCUUUCUCCGGUUCUCUCCUGUCAGUCAUCGAGUCUGAGAGAGCUGGACCUGAAUAACAACAACCUGAAGGAUACAGGAGUGAAGGCACUGUCCACUGGACUGGAAAGUCAACACUGCAAACUGGAAACUCUCAGGCUGUCAGGCUGCUUGAUCACAAAGGAUGGCUGUGCUUCUCUGGCCUCAGCUCUGAACUCCAACCCCUCUCAUCUGAAAGUGCUGGACUUGAGUUACAACCAUCCAGGGGAUGCAGGAGUGGAGCUUCAGACUGGAGUAAAGGACCAACGCUGGAAACUAGAAACCCUAAGGGUGGAACCUGCUGGAGCAGAGUGGUUGAAACCAGGUUUGAAGAAGUAUCUCUCUAAACUCACAGUCGACACAAACACAAUAAACAAAAAUCUCAAACUGUCUAUGAAUAACAUGAAGGUGACACAUACGAGAAACAACUUCAUAUAUCCCGAUCAUGCUGACAGAUUUGUUGACUGGUGUCAGCUGCUGUGUAAAGAUGUUUUACAUGGUCGCUGUUACUGGGAGGUGGAGUGGACAGGUGAGGUUGAUAUAUCAGUAAGUUACAGAGGAAUAGGAAGAAAAGGAGAACGAAAGAACUGCAGAUUUGGAGAAAAUCCUCAGUCCUGGAGUCUGGACUGCUCUAAUGCCCGUGGCUACACUGUGUAUCACAAUCAGAGAAUAUCAGUCAUUCACCCCUCGUCCUCCUCGUCCCCUCACUGUGGUUCUAAGCGAGUAGCGGUGUAUGUGGAUUGUCCUGCUGGCACUCUGUCCUUCUACAAUGUCUCCAGUGACUCUCUGAUCCACCUCCACACCUUCAACACCACAUUCACUGAACCUCUUUAUCCUGGCUUUGGAAUCUGGCACCAUUCAUGUGGUUCCUCGGUGCGUCUGUGUUCUGUGCAGGUGGAAGAAUCUCCUUCUGUCAGAGAAACAGUGUAACUGCAGAUACACAGACAAAUCUACAGGCUCUCAUGGACUCAGAUCACGUUUAACAUCUACAUGAGGGAUUUCUUAAGAAUUUAAAGAUUGUGUCUUUAAAUUGGGAUUGUGUCUCAUUAUUGCAGUGAUUCUGUAACUGCUGAGUGUCUUUAGUGUCUUAUGUAAAUCAUUCUGACCUGCCUGGUUGUUUAAAGAUGGAUUUUUUCAUGUUCCCUCACACUUUUUUGUUUUAACAUUUGGAGAAUCUGUGUAUGUUUUAUAGUUUCACUUUUUUUUUUCUCUGAAAUGGGACAAAAUCGAAAACGUAAACUUUGAAGACCAAAUGAAACUUAUACUAGUAUUGUAAAAUAAACAUUUAAUGUAUAUAGUAUACAUGCAGUAUUAUAUAAUUCAUACAGAAGGGUGUGUUGUAGAUAUGUAUAAAUCAUUUUAUUAAGUAUUAGAGGGGGGAAAAACUGUUGUCAGCACAACUGGUAUUAGAAACAGACAACUCUGGAGCUCAAGUCAUUUUGUAUUCAACAUGAAGUGGGUUUCCUCGCCUUCAGUGAGCUUCAAACAGCUGUUCAUUGUCACAUACUGCUCAAUCCAGUAAAACUUUGUGAAAUUCACCUCAAAUAUAAAUGUGUUUAUACUGAUUUGAAUAUUGCAGACAGAAAUAAUGUGAAUUAGGUUUCCCACCAGGUUGAAGCUGAUGUUUGUCAGCAUUAAAAGACUACUUGUAUAAAUACAUUGAAAUCUCUUAGGUCGCAGUGAAAGUUAAAAAAAAAUUUUAAGUCAGUUAAAUCACCUGCGGUGGAUAUGAUUGGUGUGAAAUUUUUUUAUCUAAAUGGAACAGGGCUUGGUUGGUGGUCAGCAGUGCUGCCUAAGAGCAAGAAAGGUUUUGAAAACCCUUCCUCUUACCCAAAAUUUAUCUAAGUUGAAAGAUGAAUUUAAUAGGAUGAAACCAUAACCAAAAUAUGACAUUGAUUGUUUGUUUUUGUUUUUGUUUUUCAUUUUGCAAUCAGAAACAAAGUUUUAUGAUAUAUAUUCUAAGCAAAAGUAACACAGUAGUGGAAUGUUACCUCACAGUAAGAAGAUCUCAGGGCUGGCUGGGACUCUGAUGUGGAGCUUGGAUUUUCUUCACUUGCUUCUCACUCGGUACUAAGUCUUCUCUCACAGUCAAAAGUAAAAUUAAAACAAGGUAUAAAACAAAAAUACUAGUUAGAAUAAGCCAACAUCUGCAUACAUAAGCCAUAGCGGAGAAAGAAUAGCUGAUAAUAAAUAGCUGUAUGGCUCUGUGUAUUGGCAAACUGUCCAUGGUGUACCAUCUCUUGUGAUUUAGAAAAGCUGGUUUAGAUUCUGGGGGGUGAAUAGUGAGAUGCUUAUCUCGCUUGGCUUGUGUGUGGACACGUGAUGCACAAAUAAGAGUGAUUAAUAUUUCACUGUCUUGUUGAGUGUUAUACCAAUCAGAAGUCACAAAUGUUGGGAUCAGCUUUGAACUGACCCCAAAAUAAUA